AUGACUCUGGACAACGGGACUAUUCACACGACUGUUUGUGCUUACCCGCUUGACUCCUCUGCCCUUAGCCUUCACUCACGGCAACCUGGCCUUUUCUCUUUGUGGUCACACACUCGACCUCACGGACAGCUGCGAUCCUGCCUGCAACUGGUACCAGGCGGCCACUUGGGCUUGGACACUGUUGAGCAUGGGUUUCAGGCCACACAAACGCCUGACCGCCAUGAGCCAAGCAGGCUCGGAACUGGAUUUUCUCGGGGUUGGAUGCUCUUUCGCCUGUCGCAGGUAGGGACACUGCCGAUCAGACUGGCUUGUCCUACUAUGGCGCUGCCAAGGGCUUUUGUGCGAGUCGGCAUCAAGUCCGUUCGGCAGAAGGUUGGAUCGUAUUAUGUGCGGCUGCUACACCAGUGA
This is a messenger RNA of Protopolystoma xenopodis, 408 nucleotides long. The record is from the annotation of a GenBank genome assembly. NCBI's taxonomy places the organism in Eukaryota, Metazoa, Platyhelminthes, Monogenea, Polystomatidea, Polystomatidae.